Messenger RNA from Ictidomys tridecemlineatus (thirteen-lined ground squirrel), 2447 nucleotides. The record is from RefSeq and is a predicted model, not a curated record. NCBI's taxonomy places the organism in Eukaryota, Metazoa, Chordata, Mammalia, Rodentia, Sciuridae.
GGCGGAGGCCGAGUCCGGGCAGGAGUCUGCCGAGCCGGAGGGAGGCGCAUCUGGCGCUUCGGUACCAGCGGCGGCCGGGGGCUUGAGCUGUUGGAGAAGCGCAGUGGGAGCUGGGAAGAGCCAGCUCGUCUGGAGGGCGGACCCCAGCGUCCAGGAGCCCAGCCUCAGGCACAGCAAGGGGCGAAGCCACGCGUCUUUUCGGACGGCCAAUUUCACGCGCCAGUUUGAGAUUCCAGGCAUCCCAGUAAGCACCAGCACCGAGGCGCGGGAAUCAGAAGCGCGGAGCCAAAUCCCCUGCGCCCAGGUCACCUCCCAGACCUAUCCUUGCAGGGAUCAGGGCUUCAGGGCUCACCAACCCAAACGCCAGGUCAGACCGCUAGCCUGCAGGAGCGCGAGCCCCACCCUAAGGAGGGAGCGCCGCCGGGAACUGGGAAGCCGGUGCAGCGUGCGCGAGGUUGGGUCGUGGGCGCCGUCCUAGUGGCGGGGAGCGCACAGCCAAGAGGACAUGAGAUCGGAGAAAUCCCUUACGCUGGCGGCGCCGGGGGAGGUCCGUGGGCCGGAGGGGGAGCAACAGGAUGCCGGAGACUUCCCGGAGGCCGCUGGCGGCGGGGGCUGCUGUAGUAGCGAGCGGCUGGUGAUCAAUAUCUCCGGGCUGCGCUUUGAGACACAGCUGCGCACCCUGUCGCUGUUUCCUGACACACUGCUUGGGGACCCUGGCCGCCGAGUCCGCUUCUUUGACCCACUGAGAAAUGAAUACUUCUUCGACCGCAACCGGCCCAGCUUCGAUGCCAUCCUGUACUACUACCAGUCGGGGGGCCGCCUGCGGAGGCCAGUCAACGUGCCCCUCGACAUCUUCAUGGAGGAGAUUCGCUUCUAUCAACUGGGGGAUGAAGCCUUGGCGGCCUUCCGGGAGGAUGAGGGCUGUCUGCCCGAAGGUGGAGAGGACGAGAAGCCGCUACCCUCCCAGCCCUUCCAGCGCCAGGUUUGGCUUCUUUUUGAGUAUCCUGAGAGCUCCGGGCCCGCCAGGGGCAUCGCUAUUGUCUCCGUGUUGGUCAUUCUCAUCUCCAUCGUCAUCUUUUGCCUGGAGACCUUGCCCCAGUUUCGUGCAGAUGGUCGCAGUGGAAGCAAUGAUGGUGGUGUGAGCAUCCCAGAUGCCUUCUGGUGGGCAGUGGUUACAAUGACCACAGUGGGUUAUGGAGACAUGUACCCCAUGACUGUGGGGGGCAAGAUCGUGGGCUCUCUGUGUGCCAUUGCUGGGGUCCUCACCAUUGCCCUGCCUGUGCCGGUCAUCGUUUCCAACUUCAACUACUUCUACCACCGGGAGACAGAGCAUGAGGAGCAAGGCCAGUAUACCCAUGUCACUUGUGGGCAGCCUACACCAGACCUGAAGGCAACUGACAAUGGACUUGGCAAGCUGGACUUCUCUGAGGCCCCCCGGGAACGGAGGCCCAGCUACUUUCCCACUCCACAUCGGGCAUUUGCAGAGAAAAGGAUGCUCACAGAAGUUUGACCCAGGCGGGCAGAGCCUGCAUGAGAAGGGGUGUACUAAGUGAACUAACUAUUAGGCUUCUUUCUCAUCCUCACAACUCUCACCCUAGAUCCAGCUGACCUCUUGACUCCCUCCCCCUACACCCAGCACAUGGCAACCAGGACCAAAUACCUGGACUGUCAACCUUGUUGCUUGACCUGUACAGCAUUCAAGGUUUAUCCAUCUAAGUCACAUUUUUGAAAUUGCAACGGUGCCACCCAAUUAUGUCCAUCUUCUGUCACGUGGAUGAGAUAUACUGUUCUGUCUGACCUUCCCUCAAGACUGAUUUUUCCUGUCUGGAACUUGUCUUACCUUUAGGAGCAGAAACGUUAAUAGGAUGGAAAUCAGCCAUACUUGGGUCCUAUUACUCUCCUUAUUGUCCUUUGCUUUGGGGGGCAUGUACCUGCCUUAGCUUCUUGAUAACUGGUGGAAGCUGGAAGAUGGAAACAGUAUUCAAUGUGCUGUUUCAUUCCUUGAACUGUAACACCUGCUGGUCAUCCUGCAGAGCACCCUCUAUAAAGACUUAGUUGUACAGCCUCAAAAUAUGUUAUCCAUUUCUAAUCUUGGAUAGAAUGAAAGAAAAUGCAGUUAAAGUGGAUGAUCCGGAGGACAUGAGGGUCAGUCCUGGACCAAAGGGGCCAAUGGAUUCUCCCAGCUGUGAUCGGGUAUAGGAGACACUGGUCUUUGGUCUGCAAUUAGUCCUCCCCACUCUAAUCCCUGACUCUCUUGAGCUUCCAGGAAGGUUCCUUCUCAGAGCCAAAUACUCUUUUUGUGCAAGUGCCUUCCUGUGCAGAGGAACUGGAAACAGGUCCUACAGAACCAGGAGAAAUGGCUGAAUAUAGUCAAGCAACUGGCUUUAUCACAAACCAGAAGCAAGGAACCACUAAGCAGAGAUUGUCAUCUUGGAGGGGCAGAGGAA